AUGCGAACAAAGUUUGGUACAUUGUUCUACAGGACCUACAGAAGAAGUUCAGUUGGGCCCAAAUUCAAGAGUUUGGCAGAAAUCAAGCAAUACGUUGCAACGCCGCAAUGGUCGAUAGGUGAAUUCAUGGAACAGGAUAAAAAUGUGCAAGAACUGCCUUCUUUAGAGAUGGUGGAACGGCUUUUGAAGCUUUCUGGUUUGCCUUUGCAAGACGCGGAAUCGCUGCGCUCGAAGCUUGGACAUCAAUUAAUGUUUUUGAACAAACUGCUAACGCUGGACGUUAAGGAAGAUACCGAUCCCAAGAACGCUAGAAUACUGCCGCGAUAUUCGAGAUCAUUGGAGUUUGAAGACUUGGACAAUGCGGUCAAAACUCAGGUUCAGGAUCAAACUCUAGGGGAGAAAAGUGGAUCUUGGGAAAGCGUCAAGCUGGCUCACGAAAACCGCGAUGGAUUUUAUGUCUUGCGCGAAACAUUGAUGAAAAGAAAAUAA
Lachancea sp. 'fantastica' is the source of this 489-nucleotide messenger RNA. Lineage: Eukaryota; Fungi; Ascomycota; Saccharomycetes; Saccharomycetales; Saccharomycetaceae. The record is from the annotation of a GenBank genome assembly.